Molecule: messenger RNA, 755 nt
Organism: Folsomia candida
Lineage: Eukaryota; Metazoa; Arthropoda; Collembola; Entomobryomorpha; Isotomidae
Exons: 3
Coding region: 42-539 (165 amino acids)
Source: RefSeq, a predicted model, not a curated record
CCUCCAAGGAAGGAAAACAAAGGGCGUGGGUGGGUGCGACAAUGCCUGGCUCAAAACGAAAGUGCGACGAAGACACCUGGAUAUCCACGCAGUCAAAAAAAUUUAAAUGUGGACAACUGAUGGCCAACGUGUACGCUUCGACCCUCGCACAACUUCGAAUGGGAGCUAGGAAGGUGUUCAACUCCGGGAUAAGUCAUCAUAAUAGCCCAACAGAUCAGCAUCAGGGCAAUCAGAGUCCGGGGUCAUCGUCAGCGUUUCAUAGUCCACCUUCCAGUCCGCCAGCAUCACCUCUGAUGAGAGAUUUAUUAAGUGACGAUGACAUGAACCCCCCUUCACUUCAGGCACAACUGCCACUUGAAAUCUGUUCCAACUGCCGAUCAAAAAGGGAAGGAUGGGAGAAAUGCUAUUACUGCGAGAAGGUGGUAUGUCACUUGCAUAAUUGUCAAGACUGUCAGAAAGGAUAUUGCAGCAAUUGUUGUAUUACCAAAUAUGAUAAUCCAAGUGGAGAUACAUAUUCCUGUUAUAGCUGUCUCCACUGAACAAGAUGAAAAAGAUGUAUUUCAAUAUUUUAUCCUCCACUGUUGUGACCUAUUAUUGUGAGAUCCUCGGAUUCUCAACUAAGUUAAAUAAGUUUAGGUUUUUUGCAAUACCAAAGAUUUUAAUGAUUGAUUAAGAAAUUUUUAUUUCCAGAAAUUAUAUUGUCAAUUUUGUGCGUUAUGCCAUUAAGUUUGUAAAUAAACUCGGUAUCGUUUUAA